Molecule: messenger RNA, 1850 nt
Organism: Dendronephthya gigantea
Lineage: Eukaryota; Metazoa; Cnidaria; Anthozoa; Malacalcyonacea; Nephtheidae
Exons: 2
Coding region: 1-1590 (529 amino acids)
Biological process (GO): interstrand cross-link repair
Cellular component (GO): Fanconi anaemia nuclear complex
Source: RefSeq, a predicted model, not a curated record
AUGGCGGCCGUAUGUGAAGAAUUUCCGAGCGAAUCACUUCUACACGAGCUUAUUUCUUCUUUUCCUCGAGCAUGGCAAGGGUUGUUUGCUUCUUUGAAUGUUAGAGAAAGCCUUGCUGUUCAUUCAGGCACGAAAUGGUUACGGGAUAACUCUCAGUCUAUCGUUAAAUCUAAGACAGACUUCAUUUCUCCGCACUGGCCAGACCUCAUCAGGUCGUUGUGUCUGUCGUUUCCAGUCGCACUAGGCGAACAUGUUAUAUUUCAGUCGAAGUUUUCUUGUUUCACGUUGAUAUUGCAGAGAAAUGUGCUGGGUUUUAUUGUUUAUUAUUCUGAAAAAAUUCCUGUUGACGAUAUUAAGAUUUUUGUGGCAAUGUUGGAGGCAUUACCCCAAAUGAAAAAAUACUGGUUUGCAGCUCUAGUGUCAAUACUUCAAAUCCAGGUGAAAAGCAGAGAAGAAAACCCCAAAAGUAUAAAGGUCUCCGCGUGUAAUUUUAUUUCUGAAAGGAAUCAAAUAAGACUUGGCAAUCUUUGUUCAAAGUUGAAGCAUAGCUCAGCAGCAAGCAGUUCUUUGUUGACUGCUAAGCUAGAGUUAUUGCCAGCAUUUUCAAGCAACAGUCAAAGGAAUGUUGCUAUGGAGAAUAAAGAGUUAAUUAGUGAUCAAGAUGGAUGUAACCCAGUGACUAGCAUGGAAAUUGAUAAUGUUUCCCAGUCAGAAGUGAUAGAAAUUUCUGAUGACUCACCAGAAAUGUCACCACUUGAAUCAACUGAAAUCCCUAACCCCCCUGAGAUGAAAGUAGAAAUAAGUGUGGAACCAGAACAAUCUGAAGAAGAUGCCUUCCUGGAAAAAUAUAUACCAUUCAAAGACCAUUUAAGGUCUUUGGAAGAUCUUGAUGCUGUAAUUUUCCAAGCAUUUCUGAAUGUUUUUUUAGAAAAUACAUCUAAUGAUUUGGUGAAGAUAUGCACAUUUUUAGAUGUUUCUACAAUCCCUGAAACCUCCCUUGUCAUGCUUAUCAAACAAUUCUUGUUAUUAGAGAAAGAAAGUAGCUUCCAAGCAACCAUCGUAUUUGCAGAAUAUUGUAUAGGGUCAUGGUUAUCUACCUUACAGCAGGCUGGGUCACGUAAUCUGCUUGCAGCUGUGGCUAGCUUUGCACAGAAACAUCCAAAAUCGUUUGUUGAUGGUGUCAUGGUUACACUUUUCAACACAACAUCUUUUUUGUGGCCACAAUGUGAUUUAACUGUAAAAGUUAUAAAAAACCUCAAGAAUGAUACACUGUUGUAUUUCAUGGAAAAGCUUCUACAGUCAGAUAGGAAAGAAGUAUGGAAUGAACACAUGAUACACUUUCUAGUCACAGUUCUAGACAGGAGAUUAGAUCUUGAUAUUUCACAUUUUGAGAAGUUUGUGAAUUGGUUACAGUUCCAGUCUCUUUCACAUGCAAAAAGUUUGAAAUUUGCUAAAUUCAUCUGCACAAUAAUUAACAAGUAUGCUGAAUUUGUUAAGAUAUGGCUGUCUACCUUCAAGCAGAUAUUGGAAGAGAAUAAGACUUUUCUUAAAAAGUCAGGUUUAACUGCUUUGAAAAAACUAGAAGAUUGAAGUUUUUGGUCUAAUGUUAUGAAUAGGAUAAUUUUAAGGCAAGUUUUAAGCCUCCUGCUUGGGCUAGUUCGUUCAAAGAGGGAGUACGUUCAAAAUGUUGCAAAGCAGCUAUAAUUUGCAGGCAAGAGGGAAUCUUUUUUCCAAAGAUAAAAAAAUUAAACCGUUGACGUUGUCGGGCAUUGUAUAUUCUUACUUUUUAAUUAUUUACAUGUAGUACUAAGUGACACACUAAAAAAACGAGAACAUAUAUAAACAUCACA